AUGGGGGGCGCGCUGGCCGAGAUCCUGAGCGUGAAGGACAUCGGCGGGGGGCGCAAGCUCUUCUACGUGCACUACAUUGACUUCAACAAGCGGCUGGACGAGUGGGUGACGCCCGAGCGCUUGGACCUCAACAAGAUCCAGCUGCCCAAGAAGGAGGCCAAGACGCCCACCAAGAACGGGCUGCCCGGCUCGCGGCCCGGCUCGCCCGAGCGCGACCCCGACUCGCAGGACUCGUCGGACGGGCUCCCCGCGGCCGCGCCGCGCAUGACGGGCAGCCUGGUGUCGGACCGCAGCCACGACGACAUCGUGACGCGCAUGAAGAACAUCGCGAGCAUCGAGCUGGGCCGCCACCGCCUCAAGCCCUGGUACUUCUCGCCCUUCCCGCCGCAGCUGGCGGCGCUGCCCGUGCUCUACGUGUGCGAGUUCUGCCUCAAGGCGGCCCGCAGCCUGCGCUGCCUCCAGCGCCACCUG
This is a messenger RNA of Nothoprocta perdicaria, 471 nucleotides long. It is a transcript of the gene KAT5, whose product is annotated as lysine acetyltransferase 5. NCBI's taxonomy places the organism in Eukaryota, Metazoa, Chordata, Aves, Tinamiformes, Tinamidae. Gene Ontology annotation, molecular function: histone acetyltransferase activity. The transcript has 4 exons. The annotation marks the transcript as partial. The record is from RefSeq and is a predicted model, not a curated record. Gene Ontology annotation, biological process: regulation of DNA-templated transcription.